ACCAUGUGCUUCAUUCUACUUCAUGACCACCGCCAUGGAUGUUGGACUUAAGGACGUCCAUGUAUUGAUCACAGGAGCAGCUGGUGGGAUCGGUCUUGAAACUACUCGUUUAUAUCUCAAACAGGGCGCAAAGGUUUCAGCUCACUACCGUAGCAAAUCAUGCCCUCUGGAACCUUUAGUCGUGGAAUUUGGCCACGAUCGAAUCGUUUGCUUGCAAGCGGAUCUUAAUUGUGAAGACGAAGUUGCCAGAGUAUUCAACCAGGCGAAUGUCGCGUUUGGGCCAGUUCAGAUAGUCAUUGUGAAUCAUGGGUACUGGCCAAACGAUGAUGUUCCUAUCGCCAGGAUGACGUUGGAACAAUGGAACGCGACGAUCUCGACCGAUCUAACUUCGCCGUUCCUCGUAUCUCGACAGUUUCUCCGCAACUUGGAGGAAGCCAGCGCAGCGGUUAAGGAUAAAGCUGCUAUUGUCAUGAUAGGCUCAACUGCUGGAAAAUAUGGCGAAGCGGGUCAUGCUGACUAUGCAGCAUGCAAAAGUGCUAUGAUGUAUGGCCUCACGCUGUCCCUGAAGAAUGAGAUAGUGAAGAUCGCUCCGAGAGGCCGUGUCAAUGCCAUAGCACCGGGAUGGGUGUAUACUCCUAUGGCAGAAGAAGCCUUGAAAGACCCUCGCGUCGUCUAUCGAUCUCUAGCCACGACUCCCCUUAAGAAAUUUGCAUUGCCAUUGGAUGUAGCAUGGCAGGUUGUAAUGGUUUCCUCUUCAACUGUUUCGGGCCAUGUUACUGGCCAAGUGAUCAUGGUCGAGGGUGGUAUGGAAGGGCGGGUGUUGAACGAACUCGAGGAUACAGCUUGAUGGCUUUACAUGGCCUGCUAUAAAACGUCUACCUGAGUGUUCAGUCUCGCCGUAUGCCUUUUCGUUGCUCGGAUGGCUCGUUCGGAUCGGUUGUUCUAUGUUUAGACACGACUUCCUUGCUAUUUCUAAGACGUGUGUUGUAAACUUGAGGUUCCAGCGUUCGACAAUUCGUUCUGUCUCGAUUCUGACGGAGGAAAUAUCGGAAUGCGUGCCGGGCCCCUCUCAAUGUGAAGGGUUAACUGCGGAGGCAAGAGCAACUGACCAGCCCCUCUUCCGUUGCAAGCAAGUGACUCUCACGAAUGUUCCUAUGUCUC
Somion occarium is the source of this 1161-nucleotide messenger RNA. The record is from the annotation of a GenBank genome assembly. Lineage: Eukaryota; Fungi; Basidiomycota; Agaricomycetes; Polyporales; Cerrenaceae.